Molecule: messenger RNA, 6351 nt
Organism: Lates calcarifer (barramundi perch)
Lineage: Eukaryota; Metazoa; Chordata; Actinopteri; Centropomidae
Gene: fut9a
Product: fucosyltransferase 9a
Exons: 3
Coding region: 2502-3584 (360 amino acids)
Cellular component (GO): membrane
Molecular function (GO): alpha-(1->3)-fucosyltransferase activity
Source: RefSeq, a predicted model, not a curated record
GCUUAAGAUGAAUCACAGUGAUGCAAACAGCAGAGGGAUGCCAGAACAGCCGUUUAAUUAUUGAAACAGGCAGCAGCUCAGUGCUUUGUUAUGAAUUGUACAUGGUACAUAUCUGAUACAUGGUGUCACAGUGUGUCAGUGUGUGCUUGUGUCAGUUAAACUACCCCUCAUGUUUGGAACCCUCCCACUGGCAUAGUUUUUCAUUUUAAAAAGGAAAAAGUCAGUUUCUUGUCACUACUAUGUCAUUAAGAUACAGAGUUUAUAUCACUUAUAAAGUACCAGUUAAACUGGCAGAGAUGUAUUCACAUUAAGAUCAGAUCACUUGUCGUGAUUAGCACUGUUCAGUCUGGGAAAACAGUUGCAGCUCUCUUAAAGGUACUCUGUGGAGUGUUGUUGUAAAGAAACAAAAGUACUGUUUAUAUUCACUGUUAAUCACCUCUGUACCCUUGAGCUACUCCAAAGAUGUUGAGUACAUUUCCUAAAAUAUUUGCAAAUCUAAUUUUUUAAAAACCCCUGCAUUGUUUACAUCCAUGUUUGCUAGCUUGCAGUCAUCUUUGCAGCCUUUGUUAGUGCGUUGCUGUGUUUCCUGGCACAUUACCACCGCCUGUCCAUCUGUGAAAUAGUGUGAAACUGUUGGCAGGAAUUUGUAUCAGGUCACCAGUAUGUGCAUGUGUAUGUGCACGACAAACAAAACAUACACCUGCUAGAAAAAAGCUGGUGAAUAGAGCUACUAGGGGUAAUAAAAAAAGCUCUAUGGGUACCUUCAGAGAGGGUGUAGGGGUGGUACUUACAGCAGGAGGUGUGUAUGCACAGAGGAACCCUAACCCUAGCCCUAUCCCUCUGUAGACAUGUUAGAUAACGGCUAGCGAUUAGGGAACACGUUUGAAAUUUACAUUAAAAUGACCAAGUUUGUGUAUCUUCUAGUCUUGCAGGCUGCAGAUGGACACUGUUGUCCCUUUAAGUCUAAGACAAUAACCCAUGUGACGUCAUCAGGGUUAUGAAGAUUUUUCCAAGGACCGCAAUGAACAGCACCACAGUGAUGCAGGGCCAUUUCAGUCUGACUGCCCUGCUAAUGAGAGAAAUUAGUUUCAAUAUGGGAAUUGCAGGAUCCAUUUUUGAGCUUGUCUGUAACAGUCUUUAUUUCAGCUGCUGCAGCCCUCUGCAUUUUAAACCUUCUUCUUUUUUAAGACGUCUCAGAGUCUUCUUCUUUACAGAGGAGCAACAUUAAAUCACCAAAGUGCCCCUUUAAAUUAUUAAUCAAUGAGCUGUUAGACAUAUUACUCGUGAUGAUUAAGGUUUAAUGGUAUAAAUAACUACAUUUUCUAGCCUCCUUAUAGAAUAACCACCCUCUUUAGUGAGGCGUUAGUCUUUUGCUUAUUGCAGCAUGUAGCGUAUCCGCUGAAAUAAAUCACCUGAAAAUUUGCACUAACCUGCUUUCCAUAACUGAUGUUCUGUUCACUUAGUGGUAGUGGUGCAUUAUCAUUACUAACCGGCGGUCAUAGUUCAGCCCGUGGUUUGACGCUACAGCACUAAGAAGCAGCCGCGUACCACAUAAACCUCCCAGUAUUUCGUUAUUUAUCAGUCGCUGGAGGCCGAGCGAGAGGAAACCUUUUGAUCCGCGAUCGCCUCGCAGCAGAAAUGAUUCACUUGUUUAUUCAAACAGGAACCUUAAGCUGACGAUUAAAGUGUAAUAUACACUAUCGUCAAAUCUCAGCAUCCCCCCCCACACACACACACACACUCACACACUGGAGCUCCGCCACAGCCUGCAGCUGCAUUGACGGUAAACAGAGCAAGGUAGCGCAUGAGCAGCCAGCAGGGAAUUAUUCCACAUCGCAUCACAUCCCUGAGCAUACAUGGCGUCCUCACACACCGAGCCAUGAAUUUAGUGUGCAGGCUGACGGGGUAGCCGCCAAUUUUUCUCCCCUCUUUUUUCUGUUUUAUUAUUAUUAUUAUUAUUUGCAGCAAUCAUUCUCUGCGUCGGUGUGCAGCAGCAGCAGCAGCAGCAGCGGGGGAAGACUCGGCGCACAUUGCAACGAUAGGUAUCAUCAUUUUUCGGGAUCAAGACGAUGGAUGUGGGCUCAUCCGGAUCUAUUCCUGCAAAUACGGCGGACGACGGGCGCGAUUUUUUAUUCCAGACGCAUCCACAUCUUCCGUAUGUUGCAAGGUGUCUUUGAAAACGGUGCGGACCUCUGGAGGAAAUGAGAAGAAAGAUCUAUUUUGACUCACGCCUGUCGAGAUGGAGGCAUCAUUAAGAGGACCUGUACAUUCAAGAUCAAACACACCUCAUUAGAUCAUUAAGGAUCAUUAUUAUUCUGCGUAAGAGCAAAGAGGGAUCUCUUAGCUGUGACCUGCAGUUUCUUUUUUUUUUUCUAUGAGCGCUGAAUCGCAACAAAGAUCGAUCCUACCGUUGACUCAAUGUAGGAACUGCUCCCUCCGAUUCCCACAACCUCUACUCUUGUUUGGAUUUCAGCAUUCAGUCGAAUCCACCAGGACAGAGUAUGCCAUCUGCACCUUUUCACAGAAUCCUACGACCCCUUCUGCUCGGCACAUUCAUACUGGGAUGCUUUGUGACUCUGUUUUUGAUGUAUUUUAAACCAUCCACCAGCUGGUUAUCAGGUCCCGUAGAGUCAACAGUAUCCACAGACCGGGUCAAGAACCUCUUCUCCACCAAGAGUGACAAAAACGUGACCACCGUGCUGAUCUGGCUCUGGCCCUUCGGACAGACCUAUGACCUGAGUGUCUGCAGCUCUCUAUUCAACAUCGAGGGCUGUUUCAUCACAGCAGACAGAAACCUCUACAAUAAAUCGGAUGGGGUCGUCAUCCAUCACCGAGACAUCUGCACUGACCUAUCCAACCUGCCCCCGCUCCAGCGACCAUCCUUCCAGAAGUGGAUAUGGAUGAACUUGGAGUCGCCGUCGCAUUCGUCCCAGCUGCCUGGGAUCGAGAACCUGUUCAAUCUGACUCUCAAUUAUCGUCAGGAUGCUGACAUUGAAGUGCCUUAUGGGUCCAUCGUAGCAGCGGAGGGUGAAGAGGACUUCAUCCCACCCAGCAAAAACAAGCUGAUCUGCUGGAUUGUGAGCAACUGGAACCAGGACCACGUUCGGGUGAAGUACUACAAUGAGCUGUACAAACACAUUGAGGUUCAUGCGUAUGGACAAGCCUUUGGGGAGUACAUCUCCGACCAAGACUACUUCCCCACCAUCGCCAGCUGUAAGUUCUACCUGGCUUUCGAAAACUCCAUCCACAAGGACUACAUUACUGAGAAACUGUACAACCCACUCUCUGUGGGAACAGUGCCAGUGGUUCUCGGCCCGCCCCGGCAGAACUACGAGAACUUUAUCCAGGGAGACGCCUUCAUCCACGUGGACGACUUCACCUCGCCGAAGGAGCUGGCCGAUUACCUGCUGCUUUUGGACAAGAAUGAGGAGAUGUACCUCAGGUACUUUGAGUGGCGGCGGCACUUUAAAGUAAAGAAGGCCUAUUUCUGGGCAGAGCACACAUGCCUGGCUUGUGAUUACCUGCGUAGGCACAAGGAGUAUAAGGCAUUCAAUAACCUUGACAAGUGGUACUGGGGAGGAUAGUGCUUUGAAGGGCUAUGCAGCGCUUGUUUUGUUGUUGAAGGCAGCGCUUUAAGAUUUUUGUCCUUCGGUUGACAUGAAGGUUUAUUACUGUUCUGUUCAGAGCUCCCGAAUGAUGUUUUUCUAUUGGUUCAGUGGCCGGGUGAGAUGUCCAUCUUGUUUUUUUAAUUUGCAAGCCAAUUUUGCUAAGCCUUAUUUUGCCUUUUGAAUUAUUCAGUUAUUAUUUAUAUUUAUUUUUUAUGACUUACAAAUGCACUACAUUUUUUAUUGUUAUUUCAACCCAUGUUUUGCUUAAGAUGAUCACAUUUGCUGCUAUUUUUUUUAAUGUUUUUGUCCUAUUGCUAGUGCGAAUGCUUGAUUGUAUGAAUGUUCCUGUAUAACAGACAACAUUCAUGAUGCAAGGUUAUUGUUUUUUCUUUAAAUAUCACCUUCUCGUGAAGUGGCACACAGUGGACCUUGCAAUAGUGUUGGCUGCAGAAGGAGACUGACAUAAAAGUGAAAAUAUUUAUGUAAUAUUUAUUCAAGUGAGGCAUUAUAUGAUAAAAAUCAAUCUCAUCUGUGCUAGUGAUGCAGUCACCUAUGCAGUGUUUACUGAACUCAAAUGUGAAAGUAGUUCAAUUGUGUCAUGUACAUAUUGUGUAUUUUUGGAAUUAUGUAGCUGUCAUUUUUUUCCAUAUUUUUGUAAGUUUGCAUUUGCACUGCUGAUUCAACUGUUACCUAUCUUUACAUAUGUACAAUAAGACAGACGGUCAUCAUAUUAUGUGGUUGUUGAUGGCAUAUGGUGAUCAUUACCCCAGUAGUCUGACAGCAGAUGUGACUCUGCUCUGUGAGAGGGAGGUUACUAUUUUAAUCAUGUUGUGAAUUGUUCAUUGUCACAUGUAAUGUGUCACAGUGCAGUUGGAUUCCAUGUGGAUGAUAGUACAGUAGAGCCAUUGUACCAAAAUGUGAAACUCCCACACACACACUCAUUAUGUUGCAUUCUGAUUUGAUCUACGAAUGUCUGUAAUUUUUGACUGACUGCAGUGACAGGAAAGAGCACAAAAUUAACACAUGACCGAAUCCUUCUAUCAAGCUAUUUUUCUGUGUGUACUGUACUCUCAUCCCACAAUUUGACCUGAAAUAUUAACAUUGAUAUUUUCAACUAUUUCCAACAGAUGUUAUCAUAUGGUUAAAGUAAGCGUGAAUUAGACCAGAUCUGCCCACAUGUUUGGGACUGGACGAGAAAAAUGUGAGACGUUCGUGAUAAGAUUGUCCAUGUUUCUGUCUUUGAAUCAUCACACCACAGUGUUGUUUGGGGAGUUGGCAGUUGCAUGUUAAAGAUAUUUUUUCUGGAUUUUGUUUUGUUUACACUCCUGUUUACAGCACUACACCACUCAAGAUCACACUACAAAAAGACAGCUCUUCAUCUGUAGAUAUCACACCUCUUCUAAAUGUCAUCAAAACCACUAUUCCACUGAACAAUGCAUCUCAACAGCACUCAGCAGCUAUUGACAUGAUGGUUAAGUUUUUACAGAAGUACUGUGCAAAACCAUGUCAACAUUUUAUGCAAGAUAAACCGGUGGUUUCUUGGUCAAAAUACUCAAAUAUGUGUCAGGUUAUUAUCAUUUUGAUAUUUCGUCACUGUCAAAGGGACCAUUGAUGUAAAUUAUGAUGAAUCCAAUUAUUUUUCUUAUGGAAUAUGGUUCUAAAUGCCAUAACAAAACCUGUAUAUAAACCUUGUUGUAAACUGAAUCGUCAUCUGGAUCAAACCAGCCCACUAACACAGAUCAUUCCUGUAUGUGAGCUUAGACUGAGGGAGCUCCUGCAGUGUUUGCAUUUCUGUGGGAAAAGAAACAGUGUGUUGUAUAUAUUUUUAAUGUUCAAAUCUCUUUAUAACAUGCAAGUGUUGUCAGGCAGUGAAUGUGAUUUCGCUGUACCUUUGUAAGUAACGCUGGUGCUUCAAGAGACUGUGAAUCAAGAUGCAAGGAGAGAGAGAGACACUUGAAAAGGACAACCAGCAACAGAGACAAUGGGUUUAGUGUUGUAAGGUGGACAAUUUCGUCACAGGAGCCAAUUUUACACUGAAGAAGUUAUUUUUUAUUAUUAGGCAGUAAUCCUGUUGGCAUGACCCAAUUGAAAAAGUCUUGCCAAAAUGCAGCAGAGAUAUAGCACUUUUAUUCAUGUGGAGUUGUGUGACUCACUGUGCUGGUGGCUGUCUUAGAUGGAGCUAUUGUGAGUUCAGAAACUGUCACCCAAGACCUCGGCGUGUCCCAGAGAUUAACUAUGAAACUGCCACUCAUGGUUUCAUAUUGUACAGUCCAAUCUCAUGUAUGAAAACAAAGGUUUCUUGUCCAAUGUGGUUGGUGACUUUAAGAAACAAAAGAUUUGUUUUUCUGCGUGUCGUCUGCCCCUUUCACCAUCUCUCCCUUUCUCUUUUUUUGCACAAAAACAAACAUGAAGAGCUGUGGCUACUCUGUCUCCAUGUCUGAGUCUGUGAGUGUGUCACAGCACCAGAGAGUGAAUCAGGAUGUCUCUGGAUACUAUCUGACCUGGCACUGAUAUUGCUGGAGUCCUUAAAAACACUGUAUACUAAGUGAAAUCUUCCUGUGUGGUUGAACUUGAAGAUUUCUCCAGAAAUGCUCAUUUUCUGCCAGUUCACUGAAACUAUCAGUGAGUCAAUCAGUACAAGUUUUUUGCCAAAUCAAUGUAUUUUGCCAAAUGUUGUGUUUUAACUGUAGAUGUCUGAUAGUGUCAAAGAAAAUAAAGAUAUGGAUAAAUGAGCAAAGACGAA